Sebastes umbrosus (honeycomb rockfish) is the source of this 3430-nucleotide messenger RNA. It is a transcript of the gene stk32a, whose product is annotated as serine/threonine kinase 32A. The coding region runs from base 780 to 2000 and encodes 406 amino acids. The transcript has 13 exons. Lineage: Eukaryota; Metazoa; Chordata; Actinopteri; Perciformes; Sebastidae. Gene Ontology annotation, molecular function: G protein-coupled receptor kinase activity; G protein-coupled receptor binding; ATP binding. Gene Ontology annotation, biological process: protein phosphorylation; regulation of signal transduction; G protein-coupled receptor signaling pathway. The record is from RefSeq and is a predicted model, not a curated record.
AACGUGCCUCUCCAGACGCACGCUGGUGGCACGCUGGUGGCCAAGCGCAUUAAACAAAUGCAGACUGCGAUGUGGAGGUCAGUCUCUCACCACCAGAGCACCACCACUAAACCCCCCCAUCUCUGCUCCCUCUGUCCUCCACAAACAAGGGAUUUCGCAUUGCACUCCUUCACCGCAUCCUGCAAGUCACGUCUCGCUGUGUGGUGUGUCCCGGUGCGUCGUCGUCCUCACACCGGCCGAAGUGAUGCUCUGAGCUGCACUGUUGAUCCCCAGCUGUCGCCUCACAUCUCUGCUCUGCUGCAGCAAACCCGGGCAGGAAAUGGUCCCGUGCUCAACUACCCGUCCAGAGGUUAGACUCUCAGUCAACAGAGGGUCACAGCCACCAACACAUCGCCCACCAUCCUCCUACCUGGCGAGAGUCCUCCAUCUGCCUGCAUCCAUCUAACCAGCAGUGAAGACAGACGGGAAAACUCACACUGUAGUGCUACUGCCUGUGUGUCAGUACCUAUAGUGUUCACCCCCCAAGCCCCAAGCAAGUGUGUGUGUGCACUGAUGUGUGUCAAGGUGGAGAGCUAAGAGGAAGACGAGGACCAAGUCAGCGAAGCCGAGCCAGCUGCUGCGUAUGUGUGUGUGUGUCAGGGUCGAGUAGUGAAACUGUGUGUGUGUGUGAGGGGGCUAUAGUGUCGACCAGGCUAUGAGUGCGUCUCAGAGGGAGAGGCCGUUGGAUGCUGAGUUGAGCUAAGGGAGCAGAAGAGGAGAAUCUGUAAAGAGGAGCAGCCAUGGGGCUCGGACAGUCCAGCAAGGCUCCGGUCACCGAGGACACAGACGAGGUGAAUUUCGACCACUUCCAGAUCCUGAGGGCAAUAGGAAAAGGAAGCUUCGGAAAGGUCUGCAUUGUACAGAAGAAGGACACCAAGAAGAUGUACGCCAUGAAGUACAUGAACAAGCUGAAAUGUGUGGAGCGCAACGAAGUGAGGAACGUCUUGAAAGAGCUGCAGAUAAUGCAGAACCUCGAACAUCCUUUCCUGGUCAACUUCUGGUAUUCCUUCCAGGAUGAGGAGGACAUGUUUAUGGUGGUGGACUUGCUCUUGGGAGGAGACCUGCGCUAUCACCUCCAGCAGAACGUCCACUUCGCAGAGAGCACCGUCAAACUCUACGUCUGUGAGCUGGCACUGGCCCUGGGAUACCUCCGCACGAAGCGCAUCAUACACAGAGACAUCAAACCUGACAACAUACUACUGGAUGAACACGGUCACGUCCAUCUGACAGACUUCAACAUCGCAGCCAUUGUAAAAGAAGACCUAAAAGCGACGUCCAUUGCUGGGACCAAGCCGUACAUGGCUCCGGAGCUGUUCCAAACCUUCAAGGGAUCCCACCCUGGCUACACCUUCUCGGUCGACUGGUGGUCGCUGGGCAUCACAGCCUACGAGCUACUAAGAGGACAGAGACCAUAUGUGAUGAGAUCCAGUACACCUGCUAAUGAGAUCCUUCAGACCUUCCACAAGGUCCAUCCCAGCUACCCAGCGGCCUGGUCUUUGGAGAUGAAGUCUCUAAUCAGAAAGUUGCUGUGCAUAGAUGUCCAGAAGCGCAUUUCCUGUCUUGCAGAGCUGCAGGAUCUGGACUACAUGUCAGAUGUCAACUGGGACGCUGUGCUCAGCAAACAGCUUCCUCCCGGCUUUAUUCCCAAUAGGCGGAGACUAAACUGUGACCCUACAUUUGAGCUGGAAGAAAUGAUCCUGGAGUCCAAACCACUUCACAAGAAGAAGAAAAGGCUUGCGAGAAAAACUAAGGACCAGGGAUCUGAUGGGUCUCCACAGAACGGUCAGCUGCAGCAGAGAUUGGAUAACGUCCAGAGAGACUUCAUCAUCUUCAACAGAGAAAAGUCAAAGAAUGUGUCGGUGGACUCAGACUCGCCUGAGCUGUCCACGAGUGAGAAGAACAAGCAAAUAGAGGACGGACAGAACAACAAUGUUGAACCGACUACCUUCUUAUCAGGAUAGGUCUCAAGACCCGAGAUCCCUACGUAGUCCCUUAUCACUUGCACCUGCCCACGGCUUGUAGAUCAGCAAUUAACACCCAGACACCUAUUGUCCUAUCAGCACAGGCACUCUCAUCUUCAAUGUUCCUGCACCACUACGUCGUCCGUACAAACACAAAUGUACUUGUGCUUCACCGUCCACCCACAAAAAAACACACCAAGAGCUCCAGAGCUGCAGGAGUGAAAUGGACUCCAAAAGCAGCAGCAGCCAUGCCAGACCCAGGCUUUUCGCUUUCCUGUCAUUAAGAAGAAUGACUCUCCGCAGAGUGUCACUCAUAUCAUGCUCCCUUACAUCACUCUGGUGCUCUAAGGUCUGCUCAGCCUCAACUCUGGGCAGUGUGCUGAAGUGAAAAGGAAGUCACUCCCCUGCCAAAAAAAGGAGACAUUACCCACCCUGCUCAGCUGUUACAGGAAAUAAAGUCUGACGUGGUCGGCUUUGGCUGAAAGUACUGUUGCUGUCUUUGGCGGGACACUCAGAUUUCUAAUCUCAGCGAUGCAUUUUCUGGUUAAUUGCAGUUAUUUAAAUAUAACAAUGGUUCUCCAGUGCUACGGAAAUGGACCUUACAAGAAUUGGCAUGAGGAGUCGGGUACUGAAAAGCAAACGCUUGGGUGGACGGCUUUGAGAUUCGAGCAUGGCAUUAAGAGUCCAACUCAUUCAAACGGAGAGGUUAGUAAGAUAAAAAUGAGGCCUUUGUUUUUAAGACGGCAACCACAGAUUCCUCUAAGAUAGAAAAUGAAGAGCUGAACUGUAGGCUUGAGCGUGAAUGGCAAACUUUAUCAUAGCAGCAGACUCAUGGUUGUCUUAGUCAUUAUGCUUAGCUUUGCUAGUCAAGCUAACAAAGAUUGUAGGAUUGCAACAUUUGAUACCUGGUAUGUCCCAGCUCAUCAGCUGCAGAUAGAGGCAACACAUGCUGCAAGUUUUCUUCACUUGCCUAUACUUUUAAGUUACGAUUGAGUCAAUAUAGAAAUUUGAAAUGCAGUUAAACAAUGGUUUUAAGGUUAACCUUGAAGGUCCACUCUUGACCUUGCAUUCCAUUAGAGCUGGGAAGUCAGAAUUUGGAAAUUCCAACUGGAACGCCAAUUGAAGUCGUAUUUCCGACUCGGAAAGUCGGAUGAACCUCACCAACCCCGAACUCAAAAUCCACGAUGGCUGCUGCACAUCAACAGUCAAAAAGCUGCAGUAAUAUACAGUUUAUUUGCACUUCUGUCUUAUUUGUGUCUAAUUAAAGGUAAAAUUGAUAACACUGAUAGCAUUCAGCAACUAGAUAUCUCAUUCUGCCUCCCUCGUUCCAUUGCAUUUACUUCACAACAAGUCGAUGCCAGGCACUUAGCAUCAAUCUCAGCCAUUUAUCCAUUUUUUUCCACACCAACUGACGACCCAGAGAUACCACG